AUGUCUGAUUUCGGCGACUUUAGCUCCUCCUCCAACGAUCCCACUGCUGAUUUCCUUGCUCGCGAAAGAGCUGUGCUGGGUGGAGACGCUGAUAUCUUUACAACACUCGAUGAUACUACUUCCCCUACCUCUUUCACAGCCACACCUGACCUCGGUCGCUCCAGCGCCUUGAGUCAGUAUGGUGCCAUGUCGCCUAGCAGUGCUGUUUCCACACCUGCAAAUGACUAUUCGGUGUUUGAGUCUAGCUACCCAAAGGCCGAGAAUUUAGAGACUUCCAAGGCUUUUCAUAAAGCCAUGCUACCUGAAGAAGAGCCUGAUGUAGUGAGACAAUGGCGCGAAAAGCAAAAGCAAGUGAUUGCAAAGCGAGAUGAAGAGGAGAGCAUCAAGAAACAAGAAGUGCUGAACAAGGCAAGAGAGGAUAUUGAUAGAUUCUACGAAGAUUACAACGAUAAGAAGCAAAAGGCCAUUGAGGAAAACAGAGAGCGUGAAGACAAGAUGCUAAAGAGCCGUGAAGAGUCAUCUGCCUCGACCAACAUCUGGAAUAGUGUUUCCCGAGAAUUCGACAUCUCGAACGCCAAAGCAGCUUAUCCUACCAGAGAUGUUUCUAGAAUGAAGGGCAUUAUUUUGGACCUUCGAAAAGAUCAAAAUGCUCCCGGCACCAUUAUUUCUUGA
Messenger RNA from Mucor velutinosus, 672 nucleotides. RefSeq lists its product as uncharacterized. The coding region runs from base 1 to 672 and encodes 223 amino acids. Gene Ontology annotation, molecular function: structural molecule activity; clathrin heavy chain binding. Gene Ontology annotation, biological process: intracellular protein transport; clathrin-dependent endocytosis. The transcript has 4 exons. The record is from RefSeq and is a predicted model, not a curated record. NCBI's taxonomy places the organism in Eukaryota, Fungi, Mucoromycota, Mucoromycetes, Mucorales, Mucoraceae. Gene Ontology annotation, cellular component: clathrin coat of coated pit; plasma membrane; clathrin coat of trans-Golgi network vesicle.